AUGGCUUCCGCAAAUACCCCGUCUUUCCAUCGUUGGAACAAACUGUCCAUCGAGCUUGUCCUCAAGAUCGUUGAGGCGUCCAUCGACUCUACCGGCCCCAAAAGCAUCAUCGGCCUCCUCACAGCCGACAAACACGCACACUCCACCAUCAAGAACCACGAAUGCUCGAUCGUCAAAGCCGUGGCCGCUCGAGACCAGCAAAAAGCCCUCACCGACUUUCCGGGCAUCGCGCCAGAUGCCUCAGGAUUCACGUUGAGAUGGCUCAACACCAUUACAGCACGGUACCAAGUUGCCGAGCGGCUCACUGAGGUGCUCAUGAAGGGGUCAUGGGACGCCGACUCUGUCUCGCCAGCUUUCCUCCCCAACAUCCGGAAGUUUCUGGAAUGCGGCUUCUUGCUGCUGUACCGUCUACACGAUCUCGUGAAGAGCGAUGGCGACAAGUGCGCCUUUAUUGAUCAGCUGCCGUCAUCAUCACUGGCGCCCAUCAUCAUCGUACUCUUCGAGGCGCGUUGGGCGCGGGACGCCAUCACUCCUGCGUUCGGUAAGAUGCCAGACAUCCUUGUCAACGUCGUCGACGACCGCGACACUCAGUGCCAAUUUCACGGGGCAUUUGCGCUCAAGCAUGGCUGUCGUUGGGAUCAGGUGCUGUGGAUCAUAAUGAAGACGGUAGACAUGGGGCUUUGGAAGAUGAAGCCGGGUGAUUUCGACAGAUUGAUUGCUGGCACGCCAGUGGAGCUGUUCAAGAAUUCAUAG
Molecule: messenger RNA, 753 nt
Organism: Coniosporium apollinis CBS 100218
Lineage: Eukaryota; Fungi; Ascomycota; Dothideomycetes
Exons: 3
Coding region: 1-753 (250 amino acids)
Source: RefSeq, a predicted model, not a curated record